CACCGUGAAUCAGCAGAAUGGAAGGCGUGCUUUCUUUCCUCUUCAAACUUUACCAAGCAAAGCAGCAAGUGGUUGAAAUUAACUUUGUAUCACUGUGACUGCGGUACCGUUUGAGAAGAAGAAGGAAGCCCGACAGGUAAAAAGAUACAACGCUAGGUCCUAUCAAUGUAGAAUGGCCCAGCCCUGCUCUGUGCUCUCGAUCCCCAGCCUGGAUGUGGUGAACCAUACCCUGAUCAGGACCAGCUCCGGGGCCUGCCUGAGAGGUGAGCUCCGAGGUCACGGCCGUCAGGUGUCCAUUAAAGUGCUGACUGUCCGACGCACUACAGAGAGCGACUGGACUGAGCGUCUCAAGGAGAUCGCACUGGUGUGCCGGGUCCGAUCAGACCAGGUCAUGGUUCCUCUCGGGAUCUAUCGCUCCAAUCUCUUCCUGGGCUUGGUCUCUGAGUGGAUGGGUAGUUGCUCGCUACACUCCCUCUUGCAUGAGUGCCAGCUAUUUCCUGAGUUGCCCUUGCCACUUCUCCUCAGAAUUCUAUUGGAUGUUGCUGAAGGGGUGUGUCACCUGCACAGCCUGACUCCGCCUCUUCUUCACCAGGCUCUUAAGUCUAGCAACGUCCUGCUCGACACUCAGAACCGGGCUAAGGUGUGCGACUAUGGGCUGUCUCAGUGGAGAGCCUGGAAUCUGCAGUCAGUCCCUGCAGACUACAGUGGUCUGUGCAGCCGUGACGUGGCCUAUUUAUCACCAGAGACCUUGCGAGGCGAGGCACCGUCUGCAGAGGGAGACGUAUACAGUUUUGCCAUUCUCAUGUGGGAGACUCUCAGCAGGAGAAGGCCAUAUCAAGAUAUUGGUCAGCCCCAGGAUCUGGUCUCAUCCGUCCAGGGUGGAGCGCGCCCCAAUACUGGGGAGGCGUUUAUACCAGGUGCCGUGCCUCAGCGAAACUCCCUGAUCCAGCUGAUGACACAGUGCUGGCACCCUGAUCCACAAACCAGACCUCAGAUCAGAGAUUGUGUCCUGGAGCUGCGCAGAGUUGUGGAGACUUUUCACCCUGACACACUUUCACAGGCUGACCAGCAGCUGAAAGAAACGAAGGAGAGGGUGCUAGAGGGCUGCAAGGACCAGUUGACCCACGUGAUACAGGUUGAGAUCAACAACCUGGAGAUUUCCAGUAGGAAUCCCAAGAAUGCUGGAAACAAGUUCGUUCCCACGGAAACAGUACAGAUGUUGACAUCUGCACCAGUGGGCCCUGACCCUAACAGGACAAGCCCAAAAACUCUGACAGUCCCCCAGAUGGGGCGACGCGCUCCAUUGGAGGCUGUGCCCCAGAGAGAGAGCUGUAGCUUUGCCAGUUCUUUGCCCAGCAUGCCAGCCUGCCCCAGAGUUGAUGGAGGGGAGCGACAGAGCAGCCCAGGCAUUUGCUAUGCUGUGCAGAGCCCUCCACCCCCACCCCUGCACCGAACAGGCUCCUUCAGCCAGCCUGAUCAAUGCACACUGGCGUGGUUUCCAGAGAGGAGCUGCUGCCGGAUCCUGCAGGCCAGGCGGGGCUCCAUCGUUCGUGGGAUGACGGAGGGGAGGCUGAACUACGUGCUGGACAGGCUGCGUUCACGGCAGGCGCUGGCCCGAGAGGACUACGAGUACAUCACGGCUGCCCUGACGCUGGCGGCCCGCACUCGCUGCCUUCUGGACACCUGCCUGUGCCUGGGAGAAGGGACGGCUCAUCUGGUAGUGCAGGCCCUGGGCCUGGGCUCAGCCGGGGGGCUGUGCCAGUAAGAGGGUCGCUGGGCUGGGUGAUUGAACUCGCAGGAGCAGGCUGUGUCGGGGAGGGGGGUGAAUACACCCUGGGAUUCAAACGUAAAUGCAAUCAUGUGAUAUCCAAACUUGAAUUGGAAAGUUCUCAUUUAUAACUAUCAUGAAAUUGAUCCUGGGAUUCAAAUCGAAAUGCAGUCGUGCAAUAUCCAAACUUGUGAUUGAAAGUUCUCAACAGUAUAAUGAAGCAGGCUAUUGAAGAAACUAUUUCAAAUACAUAAUAGUACAAGUGUUGUAAUCUGCACACACAUUUACAGCAAAGGAAAGACAAAGAAACUCCUUAGGCAGAAGUGGGUAUGUUUGGGUUCACUUGUCAAGGCGUUUUGUUUCGCAGAAUUGAACGGUUUUUUGUCAUGUUAAUAUAUUUAAGUGUAUUUGUUAAACCAUCACAGUUUUAAUAGUUUUUAUAAAACGUUAUACUUUGCUGUGUCAUUUAUAGUAGUUAUAUCUACUGGCAAGGCUGAUGAGAGCCUCAUCUCAUGAAUGUUUUGGUUCUGCUCUUUUCAUGUUAAGGACCGUAGCCAAGGGGGCAGGAGUUUUAUAGUCAUUAACUUAAAAUGUAAUAAAUAUUCAAUUAUGUGCCAAGCACACUGCAGGAGGGGGGUUGCAUUUCCCUUUUUUUAUUGCAUGUUACAAAUAUUAGCUGUUUCUAACCUGUGCAAGUCUGUGGUGCAUGUAGUUGACCUAUAAGGCAUAAUAUUAUAAUUGGAGGUGGGUUUUAUUUGGAGACAGUUUUCUGUUUAUACACCUGACCUGUUUAUUAUACAGGUCAAGGUCACCCCUGCUGAUAUUCUUCUCUAAGGUUUGCGAGUGUGGUAUAUUAUAGCAUUUCCAUAUUAGUUACGCACUAUGAAGUCAUUAUUCUGUGCUGUAAGCAUGCUGCAGCAGUAAUUCCAGAAAUAUGUAAAGCAGUAGAACAGAAUCACACCCUAGGCAUUCGUACAUUUCAGUGCAGGAUUUAUAUUGAAAUUCCUGCACUCCCUGCUCACAAGACAACAGCUGUAUUUAGCAUGAUUAUAUAUCAUUGUGUAGUACUGGGUAUAAGUAUCUUGAAUCAAGAACAAUGGAUCAGCUAAUAUUGUUGCAUUUGUUAGUUAUUGUUUUUAUUAUAGUCAUUGUUAUGCUUCCUUGAGAGACAUAUGUACAACACAUCAAAACUUAAAUAUUAAUAUAAUAAAAAUUAAAUAUUUGAAAAUUUUAA
Messenger RNA from Polyodon spathula (Mississippi paddlefish), 3002 nucleotides. RefSeq names its product receptor-interacting serine/threonine-protein kinase 2. Gene Ontology annotation, molecular function: ATP binding; JUN kinase kinase kinase activity. The transcript is spliced from 12 exons. The coding region runs from base 173 to 1765 and encodes 530 amino acids. Gene Ontology annotation, biological process: protein phosphorylation; regulation of apoptotic process. NCBI's taxonomy places the organism in Eukaryota, Metazoa, Chordata, Actinopteri, Acipenseriformes, Polyodontidae. The record is from RefSeq and is a predicted model, not a curated record.